Messenger RNA from Cataglyphis hispanica, 1541 nucleotides. RefSeq lists its product as uncharacterized. The transcript is spliced from 2 exons. NCBI's taxonomy places the organism in Eukaryota, Metazoa, Arthropoda, Insecta, Hymenoptera, Formicidae. The record is from RefSeq and is a predicted model, not a curated record. The coding region runs from base 571 to 1293 and encodes 240 amino acids.
UGGAUUUGAAUUUAGAAUCGGAUGUCGAUUGAGUUCGCGAGGGAGCUCGGUUGCUCCAUCGGAGACGCGGAAGAGACUUGUUGUUCGGUCGGCGGCGCGGGAGAGACUGGCUGAGUUGGAGCGCGCACUGAGCUCCUUCGUUUCGGCGGCUCGGCCGCUGCCGAGAGUAGGGAUGUGUAGUGGUGGGACGCGCAGUGGUGGGAAGAGCUAACGAUGCGCCACGCUUCGGCGCUCGAGGAAAUCAGGUGUCAUGGCGUGUCUUUGGCGCGCUAUUCAAAUUGCGCUUGCUGGACUUUGAUUAUUUAUAAGAGAGAGGAAAAAAAAGGAAAAUAAAAAUAGAAUUUUUGACAAGACGUGACACAAGAUCUUCUCAGCCGCGUCUAUCGCCUCAACGUCGCGACCGAUAGAUCCGACAAGGACGACGAUAGCGACUACCCGUAAAUUCUUUAAGAAUAGAAUACAAAGGCGCGAAAAAGAAGGGGCGAUUUCGACUCGAAUAUAUAAAGGCCGUUCCACCGUUAAGCGUCUUAUUACCAACGACGAAGCUCGUGAACGAAACAUUGAACGAAGAUGUACGGGACGAUGGAACAGCCGCCGCAGCAACACUCCUUCGAGGAUCGAUCGAGACUCGCCGAUCGAAACCGCGAGGGUAACGCCGGAUAUUCUAUGAAAGCUCGAACAGAUAACGGGCUAGAUCGCGAUCGGACACCGAGAAACUACGCGAACGACGCGAACGCGCGACCUCUCAGAAUCUUGGGAAGACGCUACUCAUUGAUGAAAACAGGAUAUAAACAUCUGGAAAUCUGCAUUAACGUCAGUCGACCCUCGUUCGUGGAAAUCGUUCUCAGAGAUAAUCACGGCAAGGAGAUCUCGCUAAUGCUGAAUACGUGGAAGGAGCUGCUCUAUCUACGAUCCACGCUCGCAUCGUACUUUCAAUCCGACAAGCGCGACGAGACUCGUUCCCCGGCGCCGAUAUACAUCGGUCAAUUGAUGCUUCGGCAGACUGAACAAUCUCCGAAUUCUCCGUCUCGAGACGCCCAAGACUCGACUGGCUAUGUCGAGAAACACCGUUCUAUACAUAUUGCACCUAGAACAUUACGUCAACUGCCUCGUUACGUCCUUGAACUGUUUGACCGCCUACACCGACAACAAGCUGGCUCGUUUCCUCGAAGUCGCGGCGAGCGUUCGCGACCCCGCGCUCGUUCCCGCGACGAUACGCGACAGCGAGAGCUUCGACCACGACGAACUGAUAGAGAUAAAGACUCUUUUUAUGAUGAUAUUUCUAAGAAAUAAAGACUCUUUUUAUUCGAUCUCUCGUCUCUCGAUCUCUCUAUCUCUUGAUCUCCCUCGUCUAUACAUCGUUCCGUUCCUCCGCUCGACCUUCUCUCCGAAUCGCGCGCUUUAAGCCGCGCCGAUAGCGAAACCGCGAGCUCGUUCUCCCCCAUCGCUCCGACGCCUCUUCAACCAACCUCCUCGCGAAACAUAUUCUCCCCAUAACUCCCCAACCGCGACUCAACCGACGCCGCGGCGCCCACCAACUC